Acanthosepion pharaonis is the source of this 1872-nucleotide messenger RNA. NCBI's taxonomy places the organism in Eukaryota, Metazoa, Mollusca, Cephalopoda, Sepiida, Sepiidae. The record is from the annotation of a GenBank genome assembly.
AUGACGUUAAGAAAGUCAUUUCUUCGGAAAGUUCAAAAGCGUCGACCGAUACACGCCCGAAGCUCUCAUAUCUCAACUCAUUGUUUUCAAUAUCACAAAAGCUUUAUAGUCUUUUCUUUUCUAAUUUAUUUUCUCUCUUUCUUUUUUUGCCAUUUCUUUCUUUCUUUAUAUUCACAUCACUUCUUUCUUAUUUCUUUAUAUUCACAUCACUUCUUUCUUUCGUUCUUUCUUUAUAUUCACAUCACUUCUUUCUUUCUUUCUUUCUUUAUAUUCACAUCACUUCUUUCUUUCUUUCUUUCUUUCUUUCUUUCUUUAUAUUCACAUCACUUCUUUCUUUCUUUCUUUCUUUAUAUUCACAUCACUUCUUUCUUUCUUUCUUUCUUUCUUUAUAUUCACAUCACUUCUUUUCUUUCUUUUCUUUUCUUUCUUUCUUUAUAUUCACAUCACUUCUUUUUUUUUCUUUCUUUCUUUCUUUCUUUAUAUUCACAUCACUUCUUUCUUUCUUUCUUUCUUUCUUUCUUUCUUUAUAUUCACAUCACUUCUUUCUUUCUUUCUUUCUUUAUAUUCACAUCACUUCUUUCUUUCUUUCUUUCUUUCUUUCUUUAUAUUCACAUCACUUCUUUCUUUAUUUCUUUCUUUCUUUCUUUAUAUUCACAUCACUUCUUUCUUUCUUUCUUUCUUUCUUUAUAUUCACAUCACUUCUUUCUUUCUUUCUUUCUUUAUAUUCACAUCACUUCUUUCUUUCUUUCUUUCUUUCUUUCUUUCUUUAUAUUCACAUCACUUCUUUCUUUCUUUCUUUCUUUAUAUUCACAUCACUUCUUUCUUUCUUUCUUUCUUUAUAUUCACAUCACUUCUUUCUUUCUUUCUUUAUAUUCACAUCACUUCUUUCUUUCUUUCUUUCUUUCUUUAUAUUCACAUCACUUCUUUCUUUCUUUCUUUCUUUCUUUAUAUUCACAUCACUUCUUUCUUUCUUUCUUUUCUUUCUUUCUUUUUUAUAUUCAUCAAUUCUUUCUUUUUUUUCUUUCUUUAUAUUCACAUCACUUCUUUCUUUCUUUCUUUAUAUUCACAUCACUUCUUUCUUUCUUUCUUUCUUUCUUUAUAUUCACAUCACUUUUUUUUCUUUCUUUCUUUUCUUUCUUUAUAUUCACAUCACUUUUUCUUUCUUUUCUUUCUUUCUUUUCUAUUCACAUCACUUCUUUUCUUUCUUUUCUUUCUUUAUAUUCACAUCACUUCUUUCCUUCUUUCUUUCUUUCUUUCUUUCUUUCUUUCUUUCUUUGCCCUUUCUUUCUUUCUUUUUACAGCACACACUUUUCUUCACUCUCUCAUUCUUCUUUCUUACUUUUUUAUUUUCUUUCUUUUUACAGUAUAAACUUUUCUUUUCUCACUAAUUUACUCUUCGUUUUUAUCGCUUUCUUUCUUUGCACUCUCUUUCUCUCUUUCUUUCUUUCAUUCUUUCUUUAUUUCUUUGCCCUUACAUUCUUUCCUUUUACAGCAUACUCUUUUCUUCUCUCUCUCAUUUACUUUAUUCUUUCUUUCUUUUUCUUUCUUUCUUUUUACAUUACACUCUUUUCUUUUCUCUCUCAUUUACCCCCUUCCUUCAUUCUUUUCUUUCUUUCUUUCUUUCUUUUUACAGUACACUCUUUUCUUUUCUCUCUUGUUUGUUUGUUUCUUUCUUUUUUUCUUUUAUUUACUCCCUUUCUUCCUUUCUUUCUUUCUUUCUUUCUUUCUUUCUUUCUUUCUUUCUUUCUUUCUUUCUUUCUACUCACUCUUUCUUUUACUCCCCUUCCUUCUUUCUUUCUAUAUGCACAUAGAGAAUCUUUAAUCAAAACCUUUUCUUUCAGUAGACCAUUCCUGAGAAGAAAGCAAAAGUAG